CAGCCUUAGAAACUAGAAAAAUAAAAUUAAAAUAAAAAUGUGCCAAAAAAGUUUGUCGGAGCACGAUAACACAGUCCUCAGGCGUAUAUUCAACCCCGAACUACCAUACAGUGACACAGUCAACUACGAAGAAGAGUCUGAGGCAGAGAAUACUGAAAAUCUUCCUGAAGCUGAGAAUGAGGCGAGGCAGCUUGAGAUAGAAGGUGUAAAGGCAGCAGAGAGUGGAGAUGUUGGUGCUUCUUUGGAGAGGUUUAACAGUGCCAUUAACAGAUGUCCUAGUCGAGCAUCAUGCUACAAUAACAGAGCACAAGCUUUGAGAUUGAAGGGGGAUACUGCUUGUGCAAUGCUUGAUGUUAACAAGGCCCUAGAGCUGAGUGGAGGGAAGGGAAAGGCUGCAACACAGGCAUUUGUACAAAGAGGAUUACUAAAUAAAAAAGAAGGACAAGAUGAGAAGGCUCUUGAUGACUUUAAGCAUGCGGCUAAACUGGGAAGUGCCUUUGCCAAACAUGUUGUGGUUCAGAUGAACCCUUAUGCAGCCAUGUGUAAUGCUAUGUUGGCUGAGGUAAUGCAAAAAGUAAAAUGUGGAGAGGACACAGCUUAAACAAUGGAAAAGACACAGAAUAAGACAAAGAAAGGACACAAAUAUAGAAUAUUAUGAUAUUAUUUAUACAAAACAUACAAACAUAAUAAUUGUCAUUCUAUGAUGGGUUUGGAUCAAUUAUUGAACUAUUUUAUUUAGAUACAUGUAAAAUGUAUACCUGAUACAUCAAUAUUAAGUGUUUUACAAGGAUCAUCUAUGUUUUGAAUUAUUACAUGGCAUUUUUUUAGUGUAAGAUAUGUUUUGUCUUUAAAUGUGCAAGGAUCUGAAUUUUUGGGGAAUUUUUGUUUAUGCUGUCUUAACAUAACUGGCUGAAUGGCCAAAUGUGAUUGGAUUAGUAGAGGUUCACAUGUUGCAAUGAAAGGACUAUUGUCUCACUGAGGGGCCAUGUCAAAUAUUCUUGUUUUCACAUUUACACUAAAAAACGCUGUUUGAAAUUGAAUUGCAGUUAAUUUUAUAUUGUGAUAUGCAACCCAAAUAAACUUACACAAAGGAAAAAUAUUGACUUUUGAUCUAAAAAGAUAUUAAAUUGUGUUAUACAUUGGCUAAUAUUUUAGAUCUAGUUACACAGUUAUUUUUGGAACAUAAUAUGAAAGACAAUACUCUAACAUUAAAGGUACUUUAAACUGCAGGUAUAAAUGCAAAGCCAUUAUUUUUUAUUAAACUUGCAUUAUAUGAAUUUGUACAGUAUUAUGACACUCCAUUUGGCAGCUACAAAUAAAGUCAUAUACA
Owenia fusiformis is the source of this 1330-nucleotide messenger RNA. The record is from the annotation of a GenBank genome assembly. Lineage: Eukaryota; Metazoa; Annelida; Polychaeta; Sabellida; Oweniidae.